This is a messenger RNA of Geodia barretti, 240 nucleotides long. NCBI's taxonomy places the organism in Eukaryota, Metazoa, Porifera, Demospongiae, Tetractinellida, Geodiidae. The record is from the annotation of a GenBank genome assembly.
CUUCACAUUUUUUCUUAUGCGUGGCAGAGCAAAAAAGAUCUUGGUUUUUAUGAUACGCAAUUCUUCAUAUUGAAUACUACGUUCCUUGCAUCCAUUCCUGAAAAACAAACUUACCAAGAGUUGAUAUCGUUGCUUCUGAGAGUAGCACGCAUGGCAGAAUUCUGGCGGGUGAAUCGCAGGAUCAUCUCUCUCAGCCAAGACACCGUAGACUAGCCAGCGAAGAGCUGAUGUGUGUGCUCU